This is a messenger RNA of Micromonas commoda, 1497 nucleotides long. RefSeq lists its product with no specific name. NCBI's taxonomy places the organism in Eukaryota, Viridiplantae, Chlorophyta, Mamiellophyceae, Mamiellales, Mamiellaceae. The transcript has a single exon. Bases 1 to 1497 code for a protein of 498 amino acids. The record is from RefSeq and is a predicted model, not a curated record.
AUGGCGGCGCUCAACAUCCGCAGCCUCGCCGGUGCCGUCCAGCCUUCCCGAGGUGGAAAGCGCGCGGCCUCUCCGAAUGGAUCUCACAAACGCCGUGCCGAGAACUCCGAAGACGACGACUUCAUCCCCUGCGACGACGAAGCGCGAGGCACUCCGAAGGGCGCAUCCGCGGGAGCGUCCAACACCCGCCCGCGCCGGAAAGCCGUUGCGCCCAAGAGGCUCAGCCCGACUUUCGGCGGCGCGCGCUCAUAUUCGAAGGAGGAGCCCGAGGAUGAGGAAGAUCCCGAGGACGAGGAGGAGCCCGAGCACGAUGAGGACGCAGAGUGCCUCUACUGCGGCGAGUCCGAGUUCCCCGAAGGCGACGACUUCAUCCUCUGCGACAUGUGCAACAAAGGUGGGCACGUCCGCGCUUGCGUCGGUUUGAGCGAGGUGCCCACGGGAAGCUGGUACUGCAGUGACGACUGCCUCCACAAGUCUGUUGCCAUUCCCAGCCUCAAGUACCGCUCCGCCAAUUCGCAAUCUGCUACCGUCCCCGGCCUCAAGUACAUUCGCUUUUAUAAGCAAACUGGGCGAUACGGGGCGUCGAUAAAAGUCGCAAAAGGCCACCGCAAAGGCCUCGGUGGCUUCGACACGGUGCCCGAAGCCGUGGCCGCCUACAACGAGGUGGCCGUAGAUCACGGCAUCGCGACGCAGCAGGUUCCUUCCGAGUACGUCGUCUCACCGGAGCCCAAACCGGAGCCCGACCCGGAGCCCGAACUGGAGCCCGAACUGGAGCCCGAACUGGAGCCCGAACUGGAGCCCGAACUGGAGCCCGAACUGGAGCCCGAACUGGAGCCCGAACUGGAGCCCGACCCGGAGCCCGACCCGGUGCCCGACCCGGAGCCCGAACCGGAGCCCGACCCGGAGCCCAAGCUCCCCGCGGGUUACGUCGCCGUAGACGUAUCCUCUCUCGAUUGCACGGUCCGCUUCGGACCGAUGUCGUGCCCGUUCUGCGACAAAGCGUACAAGGGCGUCAGGGGGGUCAAGAGGCACCUGACCUCGUGCCAAGCCGCGAUCGACGCCGGCCUCGACAAAGCCGCGGUUCCCGAGGGCUUCGUCGUGGCCAAGGUGGCCGCCGAUGGCUCGACGGGCUUUUUGGUUCCUGAGGGCUUCGUCGUGGCCAAGGUGGCCGCCGACGACUGCACGGGUUUGAAGAGGAAGGCGAACGAGGCGGGCUUCGAAGAAAUUCCCGCUCGUCGAGUCUCGACCCGCCGCGCCCCCGCGCCUCUCAUCCUCGCAAAACCCGAGCUCGCGACCGAUGGGGACAAAGGGGAACGUCGCGUCGUGACGAGCGCCGCGGACGUUGGGGACGCCGAAGAGUUGCGAAUGCUUCGCGAGAGGCUCGCCGCGCAGGAGCGGCGAAACAGGGAAAUGCGGGAAAUCAACCUCCUGGCCUUUGAGCUGACGAAGCGGGUCAUGGCGAUGUCGGCGGAGGGCGACGGCGGCGCGACGCGGUGA